Molecule: messenger RNA, 572 nt
Organism: Aphis gossypii (cotton aphid)
Lineage: Eukaryota; Metazoa; Arthropoda; Insecta; Hemiptera; Aphididae
Product: calphotin-like
Exons: 2
Coding region: 146-454 (102 amino acids)
Source: RefSeq, a predicted model, not a curated record
UUACGGCUCUACAUCAGUUAUCAAUUAUUUGCUCAACAAGAGACUACAGUACUACAUUAUACUCUUAAUUCACCUGUAUAGUAACAAUAUAUAUAAUAUUAUAUACUAAAUAACUAGCAAAUUUAACUACACUCGCCACAAAAAAAUGAACACCAACACUGUGUCACUGUUUGCGCUGGUCGCCUGCUGCAUGGUCACUAUGUCCGUUACCGCCCCGUCCGGUUUGAUCUCUGUGCCCUUAGCCUCAGCACCUGUUGUGGCCUCCCCUGUCCAACCAGUGGUCACCGCUUACAGUUCGCAGUACGUGGCCAGAAAUUACAAUGGAAUUGCCGUUUCACCCGCUGUAGCUCCUCCCGCGGCCAUCGUCGCCUACCCUGCCGCAGCCCCAGCUCCCAUCUACGCACCCGCUGGACUCACCUACCCAGGGCCCCUGGUUCAAGACUAUCUUUUUUAAAGAGAACUCUCUCUUUUAACAAAUAUAUUGUAAAUAAUAUUGAUAAUAAAUAAUAAUGUCAAUUUGUUUAUUGAUCAUUCAAAAAAAAAAUUAAAUACAUUUAUUUUAUGAAUAAUGA